AGGACCGAGGUCCGGGCGACACACAAUCCGUCCAGAAAAAGCAAUCAAUAAAAGGACUUUGAAGUGAAGUUGAUGUUUCAUUUGGGAGCACUUCCCUCAACAUGAGGGCCGGUAACUGAUUUUUUUGGAUACUGAACACAGGCUGCCUGUUGCUGAACAUCCACUUCUCUCGGCGAACAGAACUGGGCGCAAUUACGCACGGCGAGCAAGCAUGGCACCGAUUUUGGAUAGACGUGCUCCGGCUUUGCUCUUGGUUUGGAGCUACUGCGUCCUGGCCGAUACCGCUUUUACGAACUUUACUCUGGACAAUGAGUUCCACUCCAGUUUUAUCCACCGUCGGCUUAAGAGCCAGGAGCGCAGAGAGAUGCAGCGGGAGAUCCUGUCGAUCUUGGGGCUGCCGCACCGGCCACGACCCCACCUCCACGGAAAGCACAACGCUGCCCCGAUGUUUAUGUUGGACUUGUACAACGCCAUGUCCACAGAGGGGGACGAGGACAGAUACUCCUACCCCUACAAGCCCGUCUUCACCACCCAGGGGCCCCCGAUAGCCAGCCUGCAGGACAACAACUUCUUGAACGAUGCAGACAUGGUCAUGAGCUUUGUGAAUUUAGUGGAGCACGACAAGGAGUUCCUACCAGUGCGGCGGCAUCAUCGAGAGUUCAGGUUCGAUCUGUCACGAAUCCCUGAGGGCGAGGCGGUCACUGCUGCUGAGUUUCGUAUAUAUAAAGACUUCAUCCACGAACGUUACGAUAACGAGACGUUCCGUAUCAGUGUCUAUCAGGUGUUGGAGGAACACUCUGACAGGGAGUCAGACCUGUUCCUGCUGGACUCAAGGGUGAUCUGGGCAGCAGAGGAGGGCUGGUUGGUAUUUGACGUGACGGCCACCAGUAACCACUGGGUCCUGAACCCUGGCAGAAACUUGGGCCUUCAGCUGGCCCUGGAGAGCACAAAUGGAGAGAGUAUCAAUCCUCGUGUGGCAGGCCUGAUUGGUCGCAGUGGGCCUCAGAAUAAACAGCCCUUCAUGGUGGCCUUCUUCAAAGCCACUGAGGUGCACCUGCGAAGCAUCCGCUCGGCGUCAGGGGGGGCCAAACAACGGAACUCCAACCGCUCCAAAGGGGCAAAGAGCCAAGAGGCACUCAGAGUGGCCAAUGUUGCAGAAAACAGCAGUACUGAUCAGAAGCAGGCGUGUAAGAAGCAUGAGCUCUACGUCAGUUUCCGAGACUUGGGGUGGCAGGACUGGAUCAUCGCUCCAGAAGGAUAUGCAGCAUAUUACUGCGAGGGAGAGUGUGCCUUCCCGCUGAACUCCUACAUGAACGCCACAAACCAUGCCAUUGUGCAAACCCUUGUUCAUUUCAUCAACCCAGAGACAGUCCCUAAGCCUUGCUGCGCCCCCACACAGCUCCACGCAAUCUCUGUGCUCUACUUCGAUGACAGCUCCAACGUCAUCCUCAAGAAAUACCGCAACAUGGUGGUCAGAGCUUGUGGCUGCCACUAAGACUGUCUUCACACGGACACAUGCGUACGCACACACUCAUGAGGGCUUUUCCCCCCUUUGCUGUCAUUUGAAACGUCAAGAACGGAUUGCAAAAUGUAGUAUGUGAAUUUUAUGGAUGUUUUCCGAGAAUCCGGGACAGCUUCCUGUGUGGAAUGAGCUCUUGUUUCAUUUUUCUAAGUUUUCCUGAAGUUAGUGUUGUUUUGUGUGGCCAAACCUAAAGCUGAACCAAUUUAAGACGUCUCGCCGCAAGAGCGCACAUACAUGCACUCACGUUUGUGCUUUCUACUGUGUAUACAAGACAUUUAAAGCAGUGAUUGUACUGUAUAUUCAUUCAGUCGACAAUCUUUUGUUUAUUUCAAUAAUUUUUAUAAUUAUUGUAGUUGAUUCUUUUCCUGUAGAUGCACCAGUCAGCCACAACAUUAAAACCACCUGCCUAGUAUUGUGUCGGCCGCCCUUUUGCCGACAAAACGGGACAUGGACACGACCCCUAUGUGGCACUGGGACGUAAGCAGCAGAUCCUUUGGGUCCUUGUUGUAAGGUGGCACCUUUGAGGAUCAGGGGUCUUCCCUCACAGACACUCAAUGGCUCGAGCUCUUUGUCGCAUUCUUUGAGCUUUUCCUUGAGCAGUUUUUGCAGUGUGGCGGCACGCAUUGUCCUGCAGGGGAGGACGAUGCCAUUAGGCAGAGUUGUUGCAACACACACACACAUACAAAUGCACAUACACACAUACAUAGAUAUAUAUAUAUGAGGCUGAGAAACGGGGAUGGAAUUUGUAUUUCUUCUAUGUACAAUACUGUGUAAAUAUUUUUUUCAAACAAAGCAAGUGUAUUUAUUUCCUGAAAUGUCACUUGGAUUUGUGUUUUUUUUUUUUUUUUUUUUUUUCCUGUAUGUAAUGCUGCCCCGUUUUCUUUCUCGGGAUAGUACACUCAAGGAAACGAGAAGAAAGUUGACAGAAAACUACUUUGACACGAGCACUGAGUGCAAACUCGGCACACCUCUGUUUGCCUCAUAAACCUGACCCAUUUUUCUAGCAACAAAUAACUGAGCUGUCAGAGAGAGCGAAGAAAGAGAGCGAGAAGAGGGGAAGCUUUGUAGGAAGCAUCUUGUUCUAUGUGCUCGACAUUUUCAGGUUUAUAUUUCUCUGCUGUAAUACAAUCUUUCAUAUUUAAAAGGUCUAUUUAUUGAGAGCUGGCUAAUCUGUUCAACAGUGGGCUCCAAUGUCGCAACUAUGUUUUACUGCUGAACUGGUACAAUAAACUGGGAGAAAAGCAACAAA
Stegastes partitus (bicolor damselfish) is the source of this 2771-nucleotide messenger RNA. RefSeq names its product bone morphogenetic protein 7b (gene bmp7b). Bases 212 to 1495 code for a protein of 427 amino acids. The transcript is spliced from 7 exons. NCBI's taxonomy places the organism in Eukaryota, Metazoa, Chordata, Actinopteri, Pomacentridae. Gene Ontology annotation, cellular component: extracellular region. Gene Ontology annotation, biological process: BMP signaling pathway. The record is from RefSeq and is a predicted model, not a curated record. Gene Ontology annotation, molecular function: growth factor activity; cytokine activity.